UCAACUGUCACUUUGUGCAUUUGUGUUUUAAAUAUUUCAUAGGUGGCGCUAGUUUCUUUGCAGUUCUGUCAUUUUGUGAAAAGUGAACUACAAUAUUUUGGGAAGGAAUAUCACAAAAAGACAAUGGCUAACCUUAUUCUUCGCCGUGCACUGUUAGAUGCAGUCCGGGUACCUGUUGGCACCAGGUCUGUCAGUGAACUUGCCAAGAUCGGCAACCGGGAGUGGGUUGGUGCUGGUUACAAUGGACAACCCACAUACGUUGACAGACCCGACUUCCCCAUGCCUGCUGUGAGAUUCCGAGCCGACACACCUGACAUCAAGGCUCUCCGUGAGAAGGAAAGGGGAGACUGGCGUAAACUCACCGUAGAGGAGAAGAAAGCGCUGUACCGCGCGUCCUUCUGCCAGACCUUUGCCGAGUUUCAGGCUCCAACUGGAGAAUGGAAGGGCGCUCUGGGUUGGGCUUUGAUGGCCGCUUCAUUGUCCUUCUGGUUCUUCAUGGGCAUGAAACUCUUUGUGUACAACCCACUGCCCGAAUCCUUCUCUGAGGAGAGCCAGAAGGCUCAGCUGAAGAGAAUGUUAGAUCUUCACGUCAAUCCUGUGGAUGGUCUGUCGUCCAAAUGGGACUACGAGAACAACCGCUGGAAGUAAAUUAUUUAUUUGGUGCUUUGCUAUCGACAAGCUGGCGAUAGAGUAGAAAAUGUUAUGUAAGCAAAAAUGUAAGAUAAUUAAAUUGUGAUUCCAU
Molecule: messenger RNA, 742 nt
Organism: Aricia agestis (brown argus)
Lineage: Eukaryota; Metazoa; Arthropoda; Insecta; Lepidoptera; Lycaenidae
Product: cytochrome c oxidase subunit 4 isoform 1, mitochondrial-like
Exons: 6
Coding region: 124-648 (174 amino acids)
Biological process (GO): mitochondrial electron transport, cytochrome c to oxygen
Source: RefSeq, a predicted model, not a curated record